This is a messenger RNA of Morchella importuna, 426 nucleotides long. RefSeq lists its product as uncharacterized. The transcript is spliced from 3 exons. The record is from RefSeq and is a predicted model, not a curated record. Gene Ontology annotation, biological process: signal transduction. Lineage: Eukaryota; Fungi; Ascomycota; Pezizomycetes; Pezizales; Morchellaceae. Gene Ontology annotation, cellular component: plasma membrane. Bases 1 to 426 code for a protein of 141 amino acids. Gene Ontology annotation, molecular function: GDP binding; GTPase activity; GTP binding.
AUGAGAGAAAUAUAUAUGAAAACCGGCCAAGGCUUUCUCCUCGUCUACUCAAUAACAAGUCUCAACACGUUGACCGAACUCUCCGACCUCCGUGACCAGAUUCUGCGUAUCAAGGAAGCCGAAAGCGUCCCGAUCGUCAUCGUCGGCAAUAAAUCGGACCUCGAGGAAGAUCGUGCUGUCCAUAGCAACCGCGCCAUCCACCUUUCAGAGAAAUGGGGCCGUGUCCCAUUCUACGAGACCUCAGCAAGAAAACGACAGAACGUGGAUGAGGUGUUUUUGGACCUGUGCAGGCAAAUGAUGAGAGCGGAUGCGAAUUCCGGCUGGGGUUCAGAUGGAUAUGGCAAAGAGAAACCGCCCGGAGGAAAAAAACCGCCAAAAACGUCGGGCGGGAGACAGGGUAGAUCAAGAUUCUGCGUAAUCCUAUAA